Falco peregrinus (peregrine falcon) is the source of this 630-nucleotide messenger RNA. RefSeq names its product interferon omega-1. The record is from RefSeq and is a predicted model, not a curated record. Gene Ontology annotation, cellular component: extracellular region. Lineage: Eukaryota; Metazoa; Chordata; Aves; Falconiformes; Falconidae. Gene Ontology annotation, molecular function: type I interferon receptor binding; cytokine activity. Gene Ontology annotation, biological process: natural killer cell activation involved in immune response; positive regulation of peptidyl-serine phosphorylation of STAT protein; response to exogenous dsRNA.
AUGACCUUCAAAGCAUCCCAGCCUGUCUCUCAGUUCAUACACAGGGAAGGAGGAACCUAAGAGCCUAUCUUUAUCAUGAAUGCUUUUGGCCUGAUACAAAUUGGCCUCAUACUGUUGUGCACCACCACCAUCUCUAGUCUUCAGUGUAAUCACCUUCCUUUACAGCAAGGAAAAGUCGUUGAGAACAGCCUGAAACUUUUGGACAAAAUGGGCAAAAAGUUUCCUCAACAAUGUCUAAGAGAGAAAAUGUCCUUCAGAUUUCCUGAGCAGGUUCUAAAGCCCAGACAGAAAGAAAAUGUCGAAGUCGUUGUUGAAGAGAUCUUCCAACACAUCUUCUAUAUCUUUAGCAAGAAUCUGACUCUAGCUGCUUGGGAUGGGACAGCUUUAGAACAAUUCCAAAAUGGACUUCAUCAGCAAAUUGAGCAAUUGGAGGCAUGUGUUAUCAAGAAGCAGACCCACUACUUUCGAAGUAAAGAAGUCAACAGGCUGAAAUUGAAAAAGUACUUCCAAAAAUUAGACUGUUUUCUUAAAGACAAAAAACACGACUUGUGCUCCUGGGAGAUCAGCCGUGCAGAAUUGAGGAGAUGUCUUCAGCUGAUUGAUAAAGUCAUAAGGAAGCUGAACAACUGA